Messenger RNA from Naegleria gruberi, 699 nucleotides. RefSeq lists its product as uncharacterized. Bases 1 to 699 code for a protein of 232 amino acids. Gene Ontology annotation, biological process: response to oxidative stress. The transcript has a single exon. NCBI's taxonomy places the organism in Eukaryota, Heterolobosea, Eutetramitea, Acrasida, Naegleriidae. The record is from RefSeq and is a predicted model, not a curated record. Gene Ontology annotation, molecular function: glutathione peroxidase activity.
AUGAUUAGAAGAGGAUUAAAUUUAUUGAUUAGUCAUCAAUCAUCAUCAUCUUUAAUACAACAACAACAAUACAUUAAAAGAUUUGCUAGUGUAGCUGCCUCUAAACUUGCAAAUUCAUUCUAUGAAUUAAAGGCUCAAGAUAUCAAAGGAAAAGUAACAGAAUUUAAAUCAUUUGAAGGAAAAGUUUGUUUAAUUGUCAAUGUUGAUGAAGAUGAAUUGAUCAGAAUGAAGGUCAAGCAUCAAAUUACACAUCCAGAAGAAUUUAAACAAUUGAUGGAACUCAGAGAAUUAAUUCACAAGUUUGAAAAUAAGGAAUUUUCUAUUAUUGCCUUCCCAACAAGGGAAGCUGAAGUUACCCAUGAACAUGUUGCUCCAGAAUAUACUCUUGAUGAUGUUUUAUUGGAUAAUGACAAAAAAGCUUCAAAAAUUAUCGGAAAGGAUGUUUUCACAGUAAUGAGACCUGUUCACUUGAACACAAUGAAGGAACACCAAGUUUAUGCCUAUUUGAAGUAUCAAGCUGAAGAAUUAGAAAAGAAGAUUGUUAAACAUCCAGAAGAAUUGAAGGGUGAAGAUAUUUCAAUCAAUGAAAUGUUUACCAAGUUUUUGAUUAAUAGAAAGGGAGAAGUUGUUGCAAGAUUCGGAAAGAAUGUUGAACCACAACAAUUGGCCUUCUUGAUUGAACAAUUAUUAAAGGAAUAA